AUGGCCCGCCUUCUUCUGUCGAGCGACACGGAGACUGUUAUAAUUAAGGAGAAAUUGAUGUUGGAGUUCAUGGGAAAUGACGUCUUAGAGAAGUUCCCGUCCCCUCGAGUUUUAAACACGCAUUGCCUUGUCGAGCAGCUGCCACGUGGUGUCAUUGAGAAGAAGUGCAAGAUCAUCUACAUUCUUCGAAACCCCAAGGACAUGGCAGUGUCGUUCUUCCACCACCACAAGAAAAUACAAUCGUAUGAAUAUGAUGGGAAAUGGGAAAAUUAUUUCCCUUUACUGCUGGAUGGGAAAGUUGACUUCGGGUCGUUUUUCACAUACCUGAAGGACUGGGCUGCCAUUGGGACAACCCAUCCCGACUUGCCGAUCUUGACCCUGGUGUAUGAAGAUCUAAAAGAGGAUCCACUUCCCGGUAUUAGAAAGCUAGCUAAGUUUCUGAAUGCUGAGAAAUCAGAGGAAUUCUACCUUAAAGUAAAAGAGGUGACGAGUUUCAACAAAAUGAAGGCAACGAAAGGCAAAUUUAUCACAACACCUGACGGUUCAUCUAUUAUGUACAGAAAAGGUGAAGUUGGCGAAUGGAAACAUUAUUUCACCGUGGCCCAGAACGAGCUAUUUGACAGAACAUACAAGGAAAACAUGGCUGAUUGUCACAUAAAGUUUAGAUACACGCUGCAGUAAGAAUCGAAUCGCUUUGGUGUCAGAUGGGCAACCUAUGCUCAUAUAUCG
Haliotis rufescens (red abalone) is the source of this 729-nucleotide messenger RNA. RefSeq names its product sulfotransferase 1A1-like. Gene Ontology annotation, molecular function: sulfotransferase activity. Lineage: Eukaryota; Metazoa; Mollusca; Gastropoda; Lepetellida; Haliotidae. Gene Ontology annotation, biological process: sulfation. The record is from RefSeq and is a predicted model, not a curated record. Gene Ontology annotation, cellular component: cytoplasm. The transcript has 4 exons. Bases 1 to 681 code for a protein of 226 amino acids.